UGACUUUAGAACUCCUCACAGUUCUCCCAGUUUUCACACUUAUAUGUGUUAACCGUAUUCGUCAAAAUGAAGUGUGUACUACUUUGUGCUGUAGUUCUUACAACAUUUGCCAUAACUUAUGGAAACAAGAAACUUCACCCACUCUCAGACGAGUUUAUAAAGUCAAUCAACGACAAAAAAACGACAUGGAAGGCUGGAAGAAACUUCGAUGCCAACACUCCGUUGCCUCAAAUUAAAAAUCUUCUUGGUGUUCUACCCAGAACGGAAAACCCCUACAAAUUGCCCAUCAAGACCCACAAAGUUGAUUUACAAGCUAUUCCGGAGUCGUUCGAUGCAAGAGAAGCUUGGCCAGAAUGUGCUUCCGUUAUUGGUAAUAUAAGAGACCAAUCAGAGUGCGGUUCUUGUUGGGCUUUUGGAGCAGUGGAAGCAAUGAGCGACAGAAUUUGCAUACAUUCUAACGCAACGGUGAAGGUUAGCAUUUCAGCUGAAGAUUUACUCGACUGUUGCGGUCUUUGUGGAAUGGGGUGCGACGGAGGAUGGCCCGAAAUGGCGUGGUAUUAUUGGUCAGAAGAUGGUAUUGUUACUGGGGGAAAUUACGGAACAACAGAUGGCUGCAAAGCCUAUUCAUUUGCCCCAUGUGAACACCAUGUUGACGGUGAUCUACCAGCGUGUGGAGAUACUCAGCCAACGCCAGCUUGCAAAAAAGAAUGUGACAGCGGAUCUUCGCUCACAUAUCAAAGUGAUCUAACACAUGGAUCAGCCUACGGUAUCAGCAGUGAUGUAUCACAAAUUCAAACCGAGAUUAUGACCAAUGGACCCGUGGAAGCUGACUACAGCGUAUACGCAGAUUUCUUGUCCUACAAGAGUGGGGUGUACCAACACGUUUCAGGAGAUAUGGUAGGAGGACACGCUAUUAAAGUUUUGGGUUGGGGUGUAGAAGAUGAUACUCCUUAUUGGUUGGUAGCUAAUUCUUGGAACGAAGACUGGGGUGACAAUGGAUACUUCAAAAUCUUGAGAGGUGCGAACGAGUGUGGAAUUGAAGGCGACAUUCUUGGAGGAAUUCCGGAAUUGUAAAUUGAGUUAUCAACAAUUGUAUUAGAGAAAGUUGAAUAAAAUAAUAAUAAUACUA
Molecule: messenger RNA, 1129 nt
Organism: Zophobas morio
Lineage: Eukaryota; Metazoa; Arthropoda; Insecta; Coleoptera; Tenebrionidae
Product: cathepsin B-like
Exons: 4
Coding region: 67-1074 (335 amino acids)
Biological process (GO): regulation of catalytic activity
Cellular component (GO): lysosome
Molecular function (GO): cysteine-type endopeptidase activity
Source: RefSeq, a predicted model, not a curated record